AUGUUCAUUACAUUCACUGUUUUCAUUUUAUUUUCGGUCUUUGAGGCAAGCAAAUCCGAAUCACCUAUUUUAAUAGAUCUGAUUCACCAAUUCAUCCCAGUGGCAAUUCAUAUACAUUUUGCCGAAGAGCUACAUCAAAAUGGCAACGAUUUAUUAAUAUCAGCAGAUCUCAAUAACAAAAUACAAAACCAUUUGAAAUCAAUGUUAAGCCAGCUUCCAAACUCCGAAGCAAUCAACAAUUUUCUCGACCAAUUUCCCUUGGACAAACAGGUAGAUGUGCAGAAAUCAUUGAAAGAAGCUCUGGCAAUUGGACUAUCAGAAAGAAUGAUUGAGAAACCAGCCGUCACCAAGCCACUUCAUCCAACUCUCAUCAGCCCUAAACGUUUGCAACAGAUUUUACCAGAUAAACUUCUAAGGGAAAUUCUCGAAGAACUAUUUCUGCGGGGUGGUUUAGAGCAUCUAUCACCUAAGCUUCGUCAAAAAGUGCAUGAACAAAUGGAACAACUCCGAAAUGCAUACGUUCUGCCAUCAGAUGCCAUGAUUGAAGAAUUCAUUCAACAUUUUCCAUUGGAAAUCAGACAAGAUCUUAAAGACAUUGCGGAUAAAACCAAGGCUACAGGACAUUUACCACGAGCAAAUGAUUCGUUGAGAUCUGAAAUACAGACAUCUUUCAAAGCCAAUGAUCGUCUUUAAUAAAAACAAAGACGAUCUACAAACAAGUCGCAGAAUCAGUCAACUUGGCUUCAAAUAUUUGUUUCCCGAACUCAGUUACCCAUAAACACGA
Ochlerotatus camptorhynchus is the source of this 784-nucleotide messenger RNA. RefSeq lists its product as uncharacterized. The coding region runs from base 1 to 693 and encodes 230 amino acids. NCBI's taxonomy places the organism in Eukaryota, Metazoa, Arthropoda, Insecta, Diptera, Culicidae. The record is from RefSeq and is a predicted model, not a curated record. The transcript has a single exon.